Leucoraja erinaceus (little skate) is the source of this 6948-nucleotide messenger RNA. Its product is annotated as interferon-inducible GTPase 5-like. The transcript has 2 exons. The record is from RefSeq and is a predicted model, not a curated record. Gene Ontology annotation, cellular component: membrane. Gene Ontology annotation, molecular function: GTP binding. Lineage: Eukaryota; Metazoa; Chordata; Chondrichthyes; Rajiformes; Rajidae. The coding region runs from base 2000 to 3220 and encodes 406 amino acids.
UAGCUUUCUCUAUUUGUGUCCCUCCCGCCAACCGUUCUAGUUUAAAGUCUCCCCAGUAGCCUUGGCAAAUCUCCCCGCCAGGAUAUUGGUCCCCCUCGUGUUCAAAUGCAACCUGUCCUUUUUGUUAAGGUCACACCUUCUCCAAAAGAGGUUCCAAUGAUCCAGAAACUUGAAUCCCUGCCCGCUGCACCAGUCCUUCAGCCACGCCUUUAUCCUCCACCUCGCUCCAUUCCUACUCUCACUGUCGCGUGGCACAGGCAGUAAUCCUGAGAUUGUUACCUUUGCAGUCCUUUUCCUUAACUCUCUUCCUAACUCCCUAAAUUCUCCUUUCAGGACCUCUUCCCUUUUUCUACCUAUGUCAUUGGUACCUAUAUGUACCACGACCUCGGGCUCCUCUCCCUCCGAUUUCAGGAUAUCUUGGACACGUUCAGACACAUCCCAGACGCUGGCACCAGGGAGGCAAGCUACCAUCCGGGUCUCCCGACUGCGUCCAUAGAAUCGCCUGUCUGACCCCCUAACUAUAGAGUCCUCUAUUACUACUGCCCUCUUCUUCUUUUCCUUGCCCUUCUGAGCAACAGGGCCGGUCUCUGUACCGGAGGCCCAGCCGCUGUCGCUACCCCCAGGUAGGCUGUCUCCCCCAACAGUGCUCAAACAGGAAACAUCCUCUCCACAUCCACUCCAUCCACGUUUUUACCAGGCUGGGACAGACGGUAGCAGCUUCAAACUGUGUCCGAAAGCUCGUGUCCUGUCCUGCAUCACCCAAGGCAGCAGAGAUGUUAUAGGAGAGGGCAAGCACCAUAACAAAGUAGCUCACGAUGGUUUGGGUAACAUUCAGGAAUGUCUAUGCAUGUCACAUCAUGAAUAUUACUGAAGAAGGGUCUUGACCCGAAAUAUAAUCUAUACCAUUUCUCCAGAGAUGCUCUACCUCACCCAAUGAGUUACUCCAGCACUCUCUGACGUCAUCUAUCCAUGUUCUCCAGAGAUGCUGCCUGACCCGCUGAGUUACUUCAGCACUCUGUGAAACGUCGCCUAUUUAUAUUCUCCGCAGAUGCUGCCUGACCCACUGAGUUACUCCAGCACUGUGACUAUUUUCCCUUCACCCAUCUGCCCAAGCCCACUCUCCCCCCUCCUUUCCUAUGUUUCUUUCCACCCAUAAACCUCUCUCUGCCUUUACAUUUCACUCCUCUUUCAAAUCUGCUCUACUUAUCUACAUGCAUUUUUCUUCUUAUCUUUUUAGUCAUAGAAUGAUGCAGUGUGGAAACAGGCCGUUCAGCCCAACUUGCCCACACCGACCAACAUGUCCCAUGUAAACUAGUCCCACUCACACACGUUUGGCCCAUAUCCAUCUAAAUCUGUCCUAUCCAUGUAUGUGUCCAAAUGUCUUUUGAGCAGUGGUAUAGUCCCAGCCUUAACUACCUUUUCUGGCAGCAAAAUAAGGCUCAGAAUGCAUCAGAGAACAUCUAAAACCCCUGAGCCCGUUUAAGCGCCCUGGACCCCCACAUCAAGGGACUUCACGCUUCGCGCUCGUGAUGUGUGCAGCGCGCACAUUAUUUCAGAUUAAAUUUAUUGUUAUCCUGUCAUGCCACCCCCCUUUCUGAAAAGCUUCGUACUGGCCUGAUAUGGACACACUGAUAUGUUCUGUAUUCAUGCCUACUAUAUUCUGUUGUGCUGAAGCAAAGCAAGAAUGUCUUUGUCCUAUCUGGGACACAUGACACUAAACUCUCUUGACUUAACUUGAUAUUCUUAAUUCACUUUGCUCAGUGCAGCCGCUUCCCUUGCUCAUCUGGUCGGGGACCAAGUCUUUGGCGUUUGGGGAGUGUCACAUGCUGAGAGUGACCGCCCCGAUGAAAGUGAGGGCGUGCCCUGGAAUCAUUGAACUCUUGUUCAACGAGUGCCCAGAAUUAUUUUCAUUGCAGUCUUAGAGAGACGGUGCAACACCUCCAAGCAGCCCUUUAAACAGAGGUGACGCCCUUGGGGAAAUUAAGUGCCCUCUAAGUGAAUGAUGGCCGGUGCUGUACCCAAUCUGUGUUACAACCGCAGAGAUGUGUUGGACAUGGUGGCAGCUUAUCGCCGUGGAGGUAUGCAAGGCCUUCAAUUGGCCAUCGAUGACAAAAACAAACAGUUGAGCAACGUGCAUGUUCGGAUAGCGGUGAUGGGGGAGUCUGGAAGUGGCAAGUCGACCCUGAUCAACACUCUGCUCGACUUGGAUGAUGAAGAGGCUGCCCCAACCGGGUUUAAGGAGACCACCACCAAAAUAACACCGUACUCCCACCCCAGCCUUCCUAACGUCCACUACUAUGACUUUCCCGGGUUCAACACGCCCAAUUUCCCAGUGGAAGCGUUCAUGAAGAAAACUAAAUUUGCCGAGUAUGACCUGGGCAUAAUUGUAAUUGAGCGGUGGACGGCUAAUGACCAGUUACUGGCCAAGGCGCUGAAGAAGGCGGGCAAACCCUUCCAUGUGGUGCGCUCCAAGAUCGACCAAAUUGUCACAUCAGAGAGGGGCAAGAAGGUUUACAAUGAAGACGUGAUGUUACAGCGUGUGAGGAAAAACUGCUGUUCCUCGCUGGAGAAAGCAGGGAUGGGGAAGACUCGUGUUUUCUUGUAUUCCAAGUACAACUUGAAAGCGUACGACUUCCCCGAGCUAAAGAAGGCCGUGGUGUCCGAUCUGUCGGACACACAGAAGCAGCUAUUCCUGCUGUCGCUUCCCAACACAAGCGAAGAUUCAAUAAAUGAGAAACGCGAGGUUCUGCGAGUGAGCAUUGAAUGUAUGGCGGUCAUCUCGGCGGCAACCGCUGUCAUUCCCGUACCGGGUUUGUCUUUGGCUUGUGACCUGGUGCUCAUUGCCUCCAAUAUCCUGGUCAUGCGGAAGAUCCUGGGCCUGGAUGAUGGGUCUCUCCGGAAAUUGUCCCAAAGAGUGGGCAAAAGUCAGGAUGAUCUGCGGAGAGACACCGAGCACGCAUGGGUGUUCGGGGAGAUCAAACGGGAGCAGGUGAUGCUGUUACUGCAGAGAAGCAAGGUGGCGGCGGCACUGACAGUCGCCGAGCUCGUCCUCGACUUUGUCCCAAUUCUGGGCUCUGUCUUCGGGGAGCCAACGUCGUAUUGGGUGACUCGCAGAAUGCUGACAAAUUUACUGGAAGAAAUGGUGGAAACAGCUAAAAUAGUCCUGAGAAACGCUGAGGCAGCAGCUUCGGCAACUCCUGGUGGAGCCGCGGGUUAUUGACGGGCUUGACAAGGCGGCGCAAGUUACCCAGUCCUGGCAACUUCCUCGUGAAUCUUCUCUGGACUCUCUCCAGUUUGACAACAUAUUUCCUAUAACAUCUCAACGCGGUCUCUCCAACGUCUUAAACAUCUGUAACAAGAUCUCCCAACUUCAAUACGCAAUACUCUGACUGAUGAAAGCCAAUGUGCCAAAAGCCUUUUUCACCAUCUUAUCUACCUGCGAUUCCACCUUCGAGGUGCACCCGUACUAGAUCCCUCUGCUCUACAACACUCGAUCACUCACUGUGUAGGUCCUACACAUGAUGACAUCCCAAAAUGCAACACCUCAUAUUUCUCUGUAUCAACCAUUCCUCAGCCCAUCUGACCAAUCUAUCAAGGUCCUGCUGCAAUUUUUCACACUAUUUUUGCUAUGUCCAAAACCACCCACUUUCAUAUCAUCUGCAAACUUACUAAUCUUGCCAUGCAUACUCUCAUCCAAAUCAUUGAUGUUAAUGACAAACAGUAACAGGCCCAGCACAGAACCCUGAGGCACACCACUCGUCAAAGGCAUCCAGUCCAAGAAACAACCUUCCACCAUCAUCCUCUGCUUCCUUCCAUGAAGCCAAUUUUAUAUACGUUCAGCUAUCUCUCCUUGGAUCCUUUGUGAGAUUUUCCAGAGCAGCUUACUUGCGGAACCUUGUCGCUAAUGCCCAUCUCCGGGAUUCUUCUUCUUUAUCCUCGGGAAUUGCUCGUGCCCCGAAUCCCUUCAUUCCCUGCCCGCCCAUUUGCCGGGCGUAAAUGCCUCUUAAACACCACUAUUGUAUCUCCUUUCACCACCUCUUGGUGCGGUCCGUUCAAAUUUGCCCGAAAAUUUUAUUUCGUAACAUCCCACCUGCCUUGCAUCUAUUACCUCCAGAUUAUUUAAUUUCCAUCCAGAGUGAAAGAUUCUGACUUGAUACACUGGGAGUCACUUUGGAGCCAAUGGUCGCCAUGCUGACACCUUCACAUGUUCUAUUCCUGACCACUUCCCUCUUUAGAUGUAUCUGUGCCUAUCUCGCGGAUAGGCCAGCCGCCACAUAAUCCAACAUUCGUCCCACCCUGCCACUUGUGUGUAUGGACUCUGUGCCAUCCUCCCAGUUCUUCCAUCUUUGUCACAUUUUCUCUGCACAGAUACCUCAUCAAUAUCUCCGUUCUUCCUGAACCAUGGCUUCCUGUGUACCACAGUUGACCGCAUCAUCUAUUUCCAGCACCUCUACUAUCACCCCAUCUUCAUAGUCAUAGAGUUAUACAGUGUGGAAACAGGCCCUUCGACCCAACUCGCCCACACCGGCCAAUAAUGUCCCAGCUAUCCUCGUCCCACUUGCCUGCGCUUGGUCCAUAUCUAUCCCUCCAAACCUAUCCUAUCCAUGUACCUGUCCAACUGUAUCUUAAAUGAUGGGAUAGUCCCAUCCUCAACUAGUUCCUUUAGCAUCUUGUUCCAUACACCCACCACCCUUUGUGUGAAAAGGUUACCCCUUAGAUUCUAAUUAAAUCUUUUUCUCUUCACCUUGAUCCUAUGUCCUCCGGUCCUCGAUUCACCUACUCUGAGCAAAAGACUCGGUGCAUCAAUCCAAUCUAUUCGUCUCGUGAUUUUGUACACCAAUAUAAGAUCUCCCCUCAUCCUCUUGCGUUCCAUGGAAUAGAGACCCAGCCUACUCAACCUCUCCCUAUAGCUCACACCCUCUAGUCCUAGCAACAUCCUUGAAAAUCUUUUCUGAACCCUUUCAAGCUUGACAAUAUCUUUCCUAUAACAUGGUGCCCAGAACUGAACACAAUAUUCAAUGUGGUCUCACAGACAUUUUAUACAACUGCAACAUGACCUCCCAAUUCUAUACUCAAUACUCUGACUGAUGAAGGCAAAGUGCCAAAAGCCUUUUUGACCACCUUAUCUACCUGCGACUCGACCUUCAAGGAACCAUGCACCUGUACUCCUAGAUCGCUCUGCUCUACAACACUAUCCAGAGGCCUACCAUUUACUGUGUAGGGCCUGCCCUUGUUCGACGUCCUAAAAUGCAACCCCUCACACUUCUCUGUAUUAAAAUCUAUCAACCACCCUCCGCCCACCUGCCAAUCGAUCCAGAUCCUGCAGCAAUCCUUCACAACCAUCGUCCCUUUUCACAAAACCACUAACUUUUGUAUCAUCUUUUGUGAUCUCACCUUCCAUCCGCAUAUAUUAGAAUAUCCUUUGCAAUUCUGCCAGCUCCAAUGUUCCACCACCAGACACACGUUCCUGUCCCAUCCCCUUUCAACAUUUCAAGGGGAUGCCAACUCCCUUGUCUACCCUUGCAGCCCCACUAACCACCACUGCCUGUCAUCCUCAGUUACAGGAUUUGCAACACCUUUCCUUUCACCUCUUCCUUUCCCACCAUCCAGCGACCCAAACUCAUUUUCAAGGAAAGAGAGUGGUUCACUUGCACUUCCUCUGAUCUAAUGUGGUUUAGUUUAGCUUAGAGAUAGGCGCAGUAUCAGGCUCUUCGGCCCACUGAGUCUGCAUCGACCAUUGAUUCUCAGACCCGGGCAGUAUCCUGCACACUAGCAAAAAUUUUACCGAAGCCAAUUAACCUACAAACCUGUAUAUCCUUGAAAUAUGGGAGGAAACCAGUGCACGCAGAGAAAAUCCAUGAGGUCGCAGGGAGAAAUUACAAACCCAGAGUGUUGUGAAUCUGUGGAAUUCUCUGCUACAGAAAGCAGUGGAGACCAAUUCACUGGAUAGAUUUAGUUCGUAGGAUGGGGUCAAGGAAAGAUCGUUCACGUUGCGGCACUGUUUCCACCAAUCUUUCCACCACCACGCACAAGAAGCCUGAUCUGCAUUGUGUUUCCAGCAUUUUCAGUUUUAUUUCAGAUUUUUAACAUCUGCAGGGUUUUUUUGAUUUUCAUAUUCAAACUAUUGGUAUUAUAUUCUGAAUAUUCCCUAUCUAUUGAUGUUGUAGUCAUGUCAUUUUAUUAAUAUCAAGUGUUUGCUCUGACUUAAUUUUGAUUAAAUUAGCAAUUGUUUUGGUCUGUACUGCCAGUGACGAAUAAAUAUUGAUGUGUAUCAUGUUUUGAAAUAAUUGUUUUGCCUUUUUUUAUUCUGGAACAACUUUGUAGACCCAUCUCUUUCUGCUAGCAUCUCUGCUGUUGAUCCCAUCUCUCUCUGCUGGGACCUUUGAUUUGGUGCCUCCUCUCUGUUCUGGGAUCUCUCUUGUGUCCUCCCCCCUUCACCCUCCCAAUCAUAUGCUAGGAUGUUGCUUCUAGACUCCUUUACCUGUUCUGGGGCUUCUUGUGUAACUCCCCUCUCUCUGUGUGCUGGAACGUCUCCUGUUCUGGGAUCUCUGCUAUAGUUGCACCUCUCUUUCCUGGGACCUUCCCUGGAGUCUCCUCUCCUUGUUCAGGAACAUUCCCCUCUCGGUGCUGGAUUCUCUCCUUCAGUCCAUUCUCACGUUCUGAGACACUUUUGUUCUGGGACCUCCCCAUCUCACUGUUCUGCAAUUUCUCCUGGACUUCCACCCCAUUCCCUCGCUAUACCAGGGCCAUCUCACACCCCUCUCCCUGAUCUGGGACCUCCUGCAGUCCCCUCUUCCUGUUCUGAGACCUUUGUGUAAACCCUACACUCUGUGCUGGGACUUCUCAGGCAUUCCACCCUCCCUGUUCUACCCCCUAAUGUAGCCCCUGUCCCUUUUCUGGGCCCACUCCUGUUCUCCUUGCUGGGAUCUCGUCUAGCCCCUCUCCUUG